Molecule: messenger RNA, 2934 nt
Organism: Staurois parvus
Lineage: Eukaryota; Metazoa; Chordata; Amphibia; Anura; Ranidae
Source: the annotation of a GenBank genome assembly
AACGAGAAGAUUGAGGUUCAGCGGCAAGCUGAGAAAGACUCGGGAGACCUCCACAAGCAAGUGAAAGUGCUGGAGGUGGAACUUGAGGAACAGGUCAGCCGUAACAUGGAGAUGGAACAAGAAAAGAACGCCAUUCUGGAAGACCUGCGCCAGAAGAACUUUUCCCUGGAGAAGCAGCUGGAGAAGACCCGCAGGUUCUUAGAUGUAAGUGGUGAAGCAGGGGAGAUGUCAAGGGGUUGCUUUUUGCUCAGAGUUCUCAUUAAGGAACAGGCAGUUGAUCGGGAACAUGAACGAGAUGUGUUUCAGCAGGAAAUUCAAAAGCUUGAGCAGCAGCUGAAGAUGCCACAAAGACAUCAACCUGUUAACGACCAUCAGAGUAAUGAGGUGGAGAAGCUGGAGGGUCACCUGAAAGAGAAGACAGACAAGUGCAGUGAACUCUUGUUGUGUAAAGAGCAGCUCCAGCGUGAUGUUCAGGAGAGAAAUGAGGAGAUCGAGAAGCUUGAGUGCCGGAUACGAGAGCUGGAGCAGGCUCUACUGAUCAGUGCCGACACUCUGCAAAAGGUGGAGGACAGAAGACCGUCUUUUGCUGGGGCAAAAGGAGAAAUGCCUCUUGAAGCUCAGCUCCAGGUAGAGAGAGAGGCCAUAGACCGAAAAGAGAAGGAGGUCACCAACCUGGUGGAACAGUUAGAGCAGUUCAGGGAAGAGCUGGAGAAUAAAAAUGAGGAGGUACAGCAGCUGCACAUGCAGCUGGAGAUCCAGAGGAAGGAGUCCGCCACCCGUCUGCAAGAACUGGAACAAGAAAAUAAAGUUUUAAAAAUCUGUUCUGCUUUCUCUAAGGAUGAGCUUGAAAUGACACCACCUGAGGAGACUUCGUCAGCUGCCUUUAGACAAGGAAAAAUGGAUGAUCUGUUACUCUCUAAAGACCAGGAAAUCUUGCUUCUUGGUGAACAGAUUAGAAAACUGCAAGCACAGCUUGAAGCUGCCACUGACAACAAGAUGAUUGAAGAAAAUAAUGAAAAAAUUAAGCAAUAUAAGAGCCAAAUUAAGUGUUUGAAAAGCGAUCAGGAACGUCUGAAAAAGAACAGUGAGGAAGAGAUAGAAAAACUAAAUGAAGUUAUAGAGAAACUUCAAGAGGAAUUAUCUCUUAUAGAGCCAAAAGUAACUGUGAGCUUUACUAGCAUGGCUGAGAAACAACUAGAAGAAGCACAACAGAGGACCUCUUUAAGUGCUGUACAAGAAUGCAAAUCUAAAAAGCUAGAGUUGACAGAUCAAAUGAAUGGUGGUGAAGUGACCUUUAUUAAGACAUUAGAUGCCAAAGCUGACAAUGAGUAUGAGGAACAGUUUGGACAACUGUAUAGUACUCGGGAAAAGAUGAACACUCUAGACACUAGUAAAAGAAUGUCUGAUGGCGAUGUGACAGCUGUUAUGGAGAACAAAGACCAAUGUGAUUGGAUGAUAGAAGCUUUGAGAGACCAGAACACACAACUCCUCUCAAACCAGUCUUUAUUUACAUCGGUGCAGGAGACCAUGCAAAGUACAAUAGACAGCUUAGAGACUCAGCUGGAGGAACUCCAGAAAGUUGUAAAAGAAAAAGACAUGGAGAUAUUGUUGUAUUUAGAAGAAAUGGAAACACUCAAGGAGCAAGUGAAGGUCAAAACUGAUGAAUAUGAUCAGAUAAUGUUGGCCAUGGAGGACUCGCUCAGGGAAAAAGUGGCUGCUGCUCUUGUAAGCGAAGCCCAACUCAAAGCCAUUCAGUUACACACCAAACAUAUGCAUGCAGAUGACAGAUCUUCUGCUGUGAUGGAAGAGUCCAAACUAUUGAAGUCUUAUGGUCCUAACCUCUCUCAAGAAGGGGAGUCUGAGUCAAAGUCAGUUGUCCUCAACCUACAACUUCUAGAACUAGAGAAGCAGCUGACUGAUCUCCAUGAACAGCUUCAGGUAGAAAGAGAUCAGGUUAUCUUCACUAACCAACUAGCUGCUGAAAAGGAAAAGCAAGUGGUUGAACUGCAGCAACUCUUGAAGAACCGAAAGGAGAAACAAAGCAUCACGUGGGCAGCAACUGAAACCAGAGAUGUUGCUCUGUUACAGUCCAGUGAAAAUACAAUCACUGACCUGGAACACCAGCUUCAUACACUUGCUGAAGAGGCAAUAGCUACCAAAGACGAACUGUGCCAUUACAGGGAGAUGUCAGAGAAAUUAAAAGAGGAACUGAUGGUAAAAGAUUCUAGCUUAGUCCAUCUGGAAGAAGACCUCAGAGAAGUAAAGAAAUGUCUCUCCAAUGCAGAGGAGAAGUUGGCAUUUUACAUGAAGCGAGAAAUUCAGGAAGAGGAGCUCCAAAGCAUGUCAGAUAUUGAUUUACCAUGUGUGCAGAGCCCGGACUGGACUACACUGGACAGAACCACCUCCUCCUCACAGACUGACAGAAUCCCAAGUGUUAACAACAGCAACCAGACCUCUCAUAUCCCAAGGAAGCAUGUUGGGGUCCAGAAUGACCUGGAGACUGGGCAACUGAGCAGUUCCUCUGAUGAGGUUGCAGAAAUAAUGGAGCAGUACACGGAGAAGAUCAGCCAAAUGCAGGAACUCCAUGCUGCCGAGAUCCUGGAUAUGGAGUCCAGACAUAUUUCAGAAGCAGACUCUCUAAGGAGAGAACAGUACACCGUUGUUCAGGCUCUUACAGAUGAGUGUGACGCUUUGAAAGCUGUUAUUGAAGCCCUGAAAUCUCCUGUAAGAUUUUUCCUUAUGUCUACAAAAUGGUUAAAUUACUUUAAAAUGCACAUAUUGCCAAAAGUUGUGAAAAUACAUUUUAUGCCAAUGUUUGUCUAUGGAGAUUGCUUGGCCUCGUGCUUGAUUUUAAGUACCGGUUUACCAUGGGUGAGGCUGAAACGCCUGAUUUCAAUAAGUUUGGUGGCGUGUGUACACCUACUUUUACCCUAA